UUUAAUUUCAGAUUAAUCUCGAGAAAACAUGCAGGACCUUAGAAGACCAAAUGAAUGAAUACAAGACAAAGUUUGAAGAGGCUCAACGCUGCAUCAAUGACUUCAACCUGCAAAAGGCCAAACUCCAAACAGAAAAUGGUGAGUUCUCAAGGCAGCUGGAGGAGAAGGAUUCACUCGUGUCUCAACUGACAAGAGGGAAAAUGUCUUACACGCAACAAAUUGAAGAUCUGAAGAGACAACUGGAGGAGGAGACGAAGGCCAAGAAUGCAUUAGCYCACGCUGUGCAGUCUGCUCGUCAUGACUGUGACCUCCUCAGGGAGCAGUAYGAGGAGGAGCAGGAGGCCAAGGCUGAACUGCAGCGUGGCAUGUCCAAGGCCAACACUGAGGUGGCUCAGUGGAGAACCAAGUAUGAAACUGAUGCCAUCCAGAGGACCGAGGAACUGGAAGAAGCAAAGAAAAAGCUGGCUCAGCGUCUGCAGGAGGCUGAGGAGGCUGUUGAAGCAGUGAAUGCUAAAUGUUCCUCUCUGGAGAAGACCAAACACAGACUGCAGAAUGAGAUUGAAGAUCUCAUGGUGGACGUGGAGAGGUCUAAUGCUGCUGCUGCUGCUCUGGACAAGAAGCAAAGAAACUUUGACAAGGUCCUGUCUGAAUGGAAGCAGAAAUAUGAAGAGUCUCAGUGUGASYUGGAGAGCUCCCAGAAGGAAGCCAGGGCCCUGAGCACUGAGCUCUUUAAACUGAAAAACUCCUACGAAGAGUCCCUGGACCAUUUGGAGACUAUGAAGCGAGAGAAUAAGAACUUACAAGAGGAGAUUUCUGACCUCACCGAGCAACUUGGUGAGAGUGGAAAGAAUAUCCAUGAACUGGAAAAGUUACGAAAACAACUGGAACAAGAGAAGAAUGAGAUCCAGUCUGCUCUCGAAGAAGCUGAGGCCUCCCUGGAACAUGAAGAGGGCAAGAUUUUACGAGCGCAGCUAGAAUUCAAUCAAGUGAAAGCGGACAUAGAACGCAAACUCGCUGAGAAGGACGAAGAGAUGGAGCAGUGCAAGAGGAACAUGCAGAGGACCAUCGACACCCUGCAGAGCUCUCUUGAGGCCGAGUGUCGCAGCAGGAAUGAAGCCCUCCGCUUGAAAAAGAAGAUGGAGGGAGACCUGAACGAGAUGGAGAUCCAGCUGAGCCAAGCCAACAGGCAGGCAGCUGAGGCUCAGAAACAACUCAAAGCUGUUCAUGCACAUCUAAAGGAUUGCCAAAUUCAGCUGGACGAGUCGGUUCGGGCUAAUGAUGAUCUCAAAGAGAACAUCGCCAUCGUUGAGAGACGCAACAACCUGCUUCAGGCUGAACUGGAGGAGCUGAGGGCUGCUCUGGAACAAACUGACAGAAGCCGCAAACUUGCUGAGCAAGAGCUGCUGGAUGUUAGUGAGAGGGUUCAGCUGCUGCACUCACAGAACACCAGCCUGAUAAACCAGAAGAAGAAGCUGGAGGGGGACACAGUCCAACUUCAGACUGAGGUGGAGGAGGCAGUGCAGGAGUGCAGAAAUGCUGAAGAGAAGGCCAAGAAGGCCAUCACUGAUGCUGCCAUGAUGGCAGAGGAGCUGAAGAAAGAGCAGGACACCAGCGCUCACCUGGAGCGCAUGAAGAAGAACAUGGAGCAAACCAUCAAAGACCUGCAGCAUCGUCUGGAUGAAGCUGAACAGAUCGCCAUGAAGGGAGGCAAGAAGCAGGUGCAGAAGCUCGAGGCCAGGGUGAAGGAGCUUGAGAAUGAGGUUGAAUCGGAGCAGAAGAAGAGCAGCGAGGCAGUGAAGGGAAUGCGCAAAUAUGAGAGGCGCAUUAAGGAGCUCACAUAUCAGACUGAGGAGGACCGCAAGAAUGUCGCUCGUCUGCAAGACCUGGUCGACAAACUGCAGCUGAAAGUCAAAGCGUACAAGAGAGCUGCUGAGGAAGCUGAAGAACAGGCCAACACUCAUCUGGGCAAGUUCCGCAAACUGCAGCACGAGCUGGACGAGGCUGAAGAGAGAGCCGACAUCGCCGAGUCUCAGGUCAACAAGCUGCGCGCCAAGAGCCGCGAUGUGGGGUCAAAGAGAGGGCUAGAUGAGGAGUGAAUCUCUCUGACGGCCACCUCAGACCUUUGGAAUCUUCUGUGUUUUAGUUCUUUUAGUCUGAAAAGUGUAGAAUAAAGCAAAAUGCAUUAAAACUGACAAA
Molecule: messenger RNA, 2196 nt
Organism: Austrofundulus limnaeus
Lineage: Eukaryota; Metazoa; Chordata; Actinopteri; Cyprinodontiformes; Rivulidae
Product: myosin-6
Exons: 13
Coding region: 51-2096 (681 amino acids)
Biological process (GO): sarcomere organization; muscle filament sliding; cardiac muscle contraction
Cellular component (GO): myosin filament; myosin II complex; cytoplasm
Molecular function (GO): microfilament motor activity; actin filament binding
Source: RefSeq, a predicted model, not a curated record